CGGAAGUUGCGUCACUGCUGCCGAGCCGAUCCGAGCCAGGCCAAAAACACAUCAGAAACUCUGGACCAGAUGUUCCCGAUCAGAGCCUGAUCCCGGACUGGACACCCGGACCACAGGCUGGAUCAUUAACCCGGACCUUAGCCAGGUUUAACCCGGGAUAAGAGCCUCUAACCCGGGUCUGUUUUUCCAAGAUGGCCGACGCCGAAGUCUCCCUCUCCCCUGCUCUGCUUCACCUUAGCCCCUCCCACGCAGCCCCGCCCCCCCCACCUGCCUCCACUUCCCCCACCACCUUCUCCUGUCCCUCCUCCCCCUCCAGUGCCUCCUCUUCCUCCUCUUCGUCGUCAUCUUCCUGUUGUUCUGAGAGCUCCUCCGACUGCCCCCACCACCAUCAUCACCGACACCCCCACCGCCCCCAGCUGCAGUUGCCCCCCCCCCCCAACAGCGAACAGCCGUCCUCCCCCAGCGCCAGCCCCCGCAGCUCCUCCCCCAGCGGCAGCAUCGGCAGCACCGGCAGCCUGGGCAGCAGCAGCGAAGGCAUUGGCAGCAGCGGCGGCUCAUCGAGCGGCGAACAGAGAGGUCCCACCCCCCCGCUGGAUGCCAUAUCUGAGGACGCCAUGGAGAUGGACCUGGGGGCGGACCAGGUGAUCGACCCAGAAGUGGCUCUGAAGGCCUGCCAGGAGGUUCUUCUCAAGGUGAAGCUACAGAACAGGGAGGUGCCUGACCAGCAACAAGUGGACAACAAACAGGAACUGGACGAUCACCAACAACAACAACAACAACAGGAGGAAGAGGACAAUCAACAACAACAACAUCAACAGGACGAUCAUCAUCAUCAACAACAACAACAGGACAAUCAACAAAAACAAACACACCCUCCCUGCACAGACCCCACAGAGAGCUCCGGCCCUCAGUGGCUCAUCAGCCCUGACACCAGCUCCAUCAAAGAGGAGGAUGAGGAGGAAGUAGAAGAGGGGGGUUCUGGGAAAGAUGAAGUAAAACAACAUGGCACUUCUUCCCAGCGAGACACUCCUCCUCCUUCUUCCUCUCGGCUGGAGUCUUCCUCGCUGCUGUCGGCCUCGUCUUCAUCCAAACAGUCCUGGCUGCUCCGCCUGUUCGAGUCCAAGCUGUUUGACGUCUCCAUGGCGAUCGCCUAUCUGUACAAGUCCAAGGAGCCGGGGGUUCAGGCCUACAUCGGGAACCGGCUGUUCAGUUUCCCUGACAGCGAGGUGGACUUCUACCUGCCGCAGCUGCUCAACAUGUACGUCCACAUGGACACGGAGGUGGGCGACGCCAUCAGUCCGUACCUGAUCCACCGCUGCCGGGGGGGCAUCACCUUCUCCCUGCUGACCGCCUGGCUGCUGGGCGCGUAUUCCUCCGACAUGCACAUUUCCACCCAGCGUCACUCCAGAGGAAACAAACUGCGGAAACUCAUCCUGUCCGAUGAGCUCAAACCCUCUGCCCCCCCUGCCGACCCUCAACGGGGGGGGUCCGUCUCUGGAAGCCCGGCAUCCUCCCCGUCAAAUCGCCGCUGCCACCGCCGCCACAACAGCCACAACGUGGACUCAACCUCACCUUUUCCCUCCCCCGACAGUCCAGUACCAGGGGAGUCGGAGGUGUUCGUCUCCCCCUCCAGGAGGACCCACCAGAGGUCCAAGUCCGACGCCACCACGGCCAGCAGCGGGUUCGGAUCCGGCCUCCGGCGGACAGGAAGUAACCCGAGAGUGGAGGCCGUGCCUGAGGAGCUGGAGCGUCUGCGGCCUCAGAGGGAGCUGGUGAAAUCUCUGCUCGGCAUCGGGAGGCGUUUGGCCACGCUGCCGACCAAAGAGCAGAAGACUCAGCGUCUGAUCUCCGAACUUUCGCUGCUCAACCACAAGCUGCCCGCCAGAGUCUGGAUGCCCACGGCCGAGAACCAGCACCACGUCUGCAGGAUCCCAAACACUCAGGCCGUGGUGCUCAACUCCAAGGACAAGGCUCCGUACAUCAUCUACGUGGAGGUCCUGGAAUGUGACAGCUUCGAGACGUCUGCGGUUCCGGCCCGGAUCCCGGAGACCAGGAUCCGCUCGGCUCGAUCCGCGGAGAACCUGGAUUGCGGCGGUGGCGUGACCGCGGCUAACGCUAACCUCAGCACGAUGACCUCAGAGCAUCGCACCGGAAGCUUCUCCACCGUCCCGAACUACGACAACGACGACGAGGCCUGGGCGACCGACGACAUCGGGCAGCUGCAGGUGGAGGUGGAGGCUCAGACCAGCAGCUCCGAUAACAUCAGCCAGUUCUCCGUGGACAGCAUCACCAGUCUGGAGAGCCGAGAGCCAGUGUUCAUCGCCGCCGGAGACAUCAGGCGGCGGCUCUCGGAGAACCUGGCUCAGACCCCCACCUCGUUCCGCAGAGACCCUGAGGACCCGUCAGCCGUCGCCCUCAAAGAACCCUGGGAGGAGAAAGUCAGGAGGAUCAGGGAGGGCUCUCCGUACGGUCACCUGCUGAACUGGCGCCUGCUGUCGGUCAUCGUGAAGUGUGGAGACGACCUGAGGCAGGAGCUGCUGGCCUACCAGGUGCUGCGGCAGCUGCAGAGCAUCUGGCAGCAGGAGAGGGUUCCUCUGUGGAUCAAACCCUAUAAGAUCCUGGUGAUGUCAUCGGACAGCGGCAUGAUCGAACCCGUGCUCAACGCCGUCUCCCUGCACCAGGUGCGUAAGCAGAGCCAGAUGUCCCUGCUGGAUUACUUCCUGCAGGAGCACGGCAGCUUCACCACCGAGGAGUUCCUGACGGCUCAGAGGAACUUCGUGCAGAGCUGCGCCGGGUACUCUCUGAUCUGCUACCUGCUGCAGGUCAAAGAUAGGCACAACGGGAACAUCCUGCUGGACUCUGAAGGCCACAUCAUCCACAUCGACUUCGGCUUCAUCCUCUCCAGCUCUCCUCGGAACCUGGGCUUCGAGACCUCCGCCUUCAAGCUCACCUCGGAGUUCGUAGACGUGAUGGGGGGUCUGGACGGAGACAUGUUCAUCUACUACAAGAUGCUGAUGCUGCAGGGGCUCAUCGCAGCUCGGAAGCACAUGGAGAAGGUCCUGCAGAUCGUGGAGAUCAUGCAGCAGGGCUCUCAUCUGGCCUGCUUCCACGGCUCCAGCACCAUCCGGGGUCUGAAGGAGCGCUUCCACAUGUCCCUGACGGAGGAGCAGCUGCAGGUGCUGGUGGAGCAGCUGGUGGACGGCUCCAUGAGGUCCAUCACCACCAAGCUGUACGACUCCUUCCAGUACGUCACCAACGGCAUCAUGUGACCUCUGACCUCGAAGCUUCACUGCAGAAUUGUAGUGUGUGGGCUGAAGGGCUUUACUGGAUUCUCUGUUUCUUCUUUAUGUGACGAUCAGCUGAUUUGAUGUGUUGGGUUCAUGAGCAGCUGAGAGACUGCAGCGUCUGGGACUUUAUCAAAACUGGAGGCAUCAAGUUAAAUAAAAAAACUACAAGACUUCUCCUGGAUGUUCCUCUGAACCAGCAUCAACACAUGGUUUGAACCACAGAGCUGUAAUGAGCAAGGAACAUUCAGCUGCAGAUCGGACAGAAACUCGCUUCAGUUUCUGGUAAUUUGUGAAAUGUAAUGACAUUUUAGAGAUCAAAUCCUAAAUUGAUAUGAACCUAAAUAGCAAACGGCUCUCUAAAUAAAGAAGUGUGUUCUCAGAGAGCAGAGCGGUAAGAGCUGCGUAGAGGAGAACAGCGUGUGUUCUCUGACUGAAGGUCUGACAUGUUUCCACACCAACAGGUUAUUUUGUGUUUUAGUUUAGAUGUUUCAGACAUUCAUCAUCUGUUUCUGGAGAUCUGAACUAGUUCCAGCUGGAUGAGGAUUCUGGUUCUUCACGGUUAGUUUUUUGCAAACUUUUAAAAAGAAUCCUCUAAAAGCCACAUAGCAGAUCGAGCAUUCCGUCUGCUAAGUGUUAGCACGGCACCUUGCUAACUCUGAGCAUGCAUGCUAACGUUGGUAUGCUAAAUGCCGCGCUGCAUGCAGGCUAAAAUGCUCUGGUGUCAGAUAUCAAGAGCGACUUCUACAAACAUGAACAUCAUUUUAACUUGAGGUGAACCACUGAUGAUAAGAUUUGUAGGAGAUAUUCCCGCCUAAAGUAUCUCUGCUAGCGGCUAACGUGCUAACACUAGAACUCAGUUGUUUUCUUUGUUGAUCCAAAACCAAACCGUAACUUUGUGAAUAGAUUGCUUCAUGUAAUGUUGAGAUUUAAUGGACCUAUACAUCUUUAUUUUAAUAAGAUUUAUGUACAGUGCUAACCGCUACCCUUCCUAAUGUUUGACUCGAGUGUCUGGUGAGAAAGAGCCUCCAUUGAUCUGCCGUUGGUCUCUGAGUAACUGUUCUCGUGGUCCGUGUUGAAUUUCAUGAGAAACUUUGGUGUAAUUUUGUUCCAUUCACUUCACGACUUGAUAAAGGAUGCUAACGCUAACACAACUAUACAGUGUUGAACUACAAAGAUCGACAUGGAUCAGCAGUCUUAGAGCAAGCCAACGUGACUUCUGAAACGAUUCCUUUUCAACAGAUUUAUGCAAGAACAUGUUCCUUUCCACUAACUGGAUAUCUGUGUAUAACUGAUUCAUGUGUUACAGUGACGUGUCUGUUAACGAUAUAUGUGCAUAUUUAACGAUGGCUGAUUAGCUGAUUAGCCCCCUGAGAAACAUUCCUGAGACUGAUUUGUGUUUGACAGAAAAUCUAUUUUUCUUUUUGAGGAGACGGAUUUCCUGAAUGUGAAUGUUUUUUAUAUAAUACCAAUCCACUAAAACAAAUGUUGUUUUCAGACUAAUGUGUUCUUAGUAUUGCUGAGCAACUUAAACACGUAUAAUGAAGUUGUAACUAAUGUUGGUGACACAAUAAUGGCUUUAUUCCAGUCCAUCACACUUUAACAUGAACUGGGUUUAGUGUCCUUAAGAAUGUCGAUUUAAGUAUUUGUUAGUGAGUUUGAAAUCAGCGGACCGGAUCACGAACCUAGUGAAAGCUACAUUAGCUUGUGAUCCCAGAAUUAGUUGGCAUAAGUUUCUUAUGAGUGAGUUAGAAAGCAAAAGCUAAUAGUACAUUUUACCGUAGAGAAAAAACAAAAAACCUCCCCGGCUUGCAAACACUUCAGCUGAGUUCCUGUUUUAUUUCCUCGCAAAGUUGAAGUUGUUCAUAAUGGUAACGGACUGUUCUAACACUGGGACGGCCUAUGCUACCUACAAGCUAACUAGCGUCUGAACGAACUGUUGAACAAGAGCAGUAAUGAGUACCGUUUACAGUGUUAGAGUAUAUAACUAUUAAGAACGGACUGUUUUCACUUAAAACAAAACGUAAUUUUCAAUCAAUAUACCAGGACUGCUGUUUGUUGUUAGCCAUUAGCAUGACAGUGACUUUAUCUUUUUUUAAUAUAUAUAUUUUCAAGCAUAGUUGUAUGUUUUAGAAGAGCUAGUGGUUGUAGCUAACACGCUAGAGUGGAGCACAAGCACAGUGACUGGCUAGCUAGGUUAGCCAUGUACAGAUAAACCUAACAAGCUAGUUGGCUAGCUAACAAUCAACUGUUAGUUAUUUGUUCAAACUCAACUUCUGUUUACCUUCUUCGAUUAUUUUAAUUUAUGUUUCCAUCAAUUAGAGAAAAAACCUCAAGUAAUCACAACUAGCUGUUUUCGGUUAGCACAGUGGUGAACAUUAAAUAUUAUAAAACUACCCUCUGAUUGUAAAGACAUAAGAGCUGGAAUAACGUCACUACUCGGUGUUACCCUCAUUAUUGUAUGUACAGUUGUUUUUGUGUGUGUUUUGACCACUAUUGAAGGAGAAGCACAGACCUUUUAUUGUGAAACCAUGUUACCGCUAACCGUUAGCCUGCUACCCAUUAGCCGCUACUUUAUACACCACGGCGCUUUCCAGAGACGCAGCUGUGACUAAAGUUUACCAGAUAAGCAACUUAAAUAGCAAACCCCAUCUCGUUCUGUUCCUGUGUGAAUAUGUAUGUAUGUAAAUGAACUUUAAUGUAAAAUGAGAUGCCUUGAGACGCACAGGAGGUACACACUCUGAUCAAUGCAACCGGACACCAAGAGGUCCGACAGUCGGCCUGAGAAGUGCUUUUAUAUCUGACCCUUCAGGGACGAGUUUUAACGCCUUCCUCUCUGACAUCUGGACAAUGAUUUAUAUCUACAAGUAAUUACAGUUAUUCCCUGGAAGCUAGACUGAUUCUUUAAAGUACAAGAUGUCAGAGGCAUCUUAUUUCUUUGUUUUUCCACAUUCACUAAAGGCACAUUAAGGCCAAAAUGCAUUUAAAUACUAGCUGGUUGAGUUUCUGUAUAAGAGAAAAACCAGUUAAAACUCGUCUCUGCUUCUAAAAACCCUUCAUUGCCUUUUAUCUUCCUUUCAUCAGCUCGAAACAUUUAACAAUUUCAACGUGAAAACUCUUUAAGUGCAUUUAUCCAGAAUGAAAAUGUUUUCUGUUAUUUGUUUUUACCACUAAACCCAUUAAAGCAGCAUGGGGACUCCUCCAGCUCUUCCCAA
Molecule: messenger RNA, 6499 nt
Organism: Eleginops maclovinus (Patagonian blennie)
Lineage: Eukaryota; Metazoa; Chordata; Actinopteri; Perciformes; Eleginopidae
Product: phosphatidylinositol 4-kinase beta-like
Exons: 14
Coding region: 192-3269 (1025 amino acids)
Biological process (GO): phosphatidylinositol-mediated signaling; phosphatidylinositol phosphate biosynthetic process
Cellular component (GO): membrane; cytoplasm
Molecular function (GO): 1-phosphatidylinositol 4-kinase activity
Source: RefSeq, a predicted model, not a curated record